Messenger RNA from Euleptes europaea (tarantolino), 1836 nucleotides. Its product is annotated as primary amine oxidase, lung isozyme-like. Gene Ontology annotation, cellular component: plasma membrane. The coding region runs from base 1 to 1836 and encodes 611 amino acids. The record is from RefSeq and is a predicted model, not a curated record. Gene Ontology annotation, biological process: amine metabolic process. Lineage: Eukaryota; Metazoa; Chordata; Lepidosauria; Squamata; Sphaerodactylidae. Gene Ontology annotation, molecular function: quinone binding; primary methylamine oxidase activity; copper ion binding. The transcript has 2 exons.
AUGGCUUUCAUCUUAGGCUGGAUAUUCAAAACACAACAAGAAGAGCCCCUGGUCUGUGAGAGCCAGCACCAGGAUUUAUGCUUGGAGAAGGGAAGCCAAGAUGACCACAGCCUGGUCUUUGCUGAUCUAACUGUGGGGGAGAUGAUGCAGGUAAAGAGGUACUUGUGGAACAACCUGGGGGUGCUGUUAGUGGAGCCCCCUCAAGCCAAGCCAUCUGACAACUGCAUUUAUUCCAUCAGCCUUCAGCUUCCCCCCAAAGCAGAGGUGCUGGAAUUCCUGGAUCACCAGGGGAGAAAACCUACACGGCAAGCUCUGGCGGUGGUCCACUUUGGAAACCAAGAGGACCCAAACAUCACCGAAUAUGUAGUGGGUCCUCUUCCAAAGCCAACAUCCCACCAAGAUGUCACAGAGCAGAAGUAUGGAGGGAAGCUGCCAUAUUACCGAAGAUUUCCUUUGAGACGUGACCUAGAAUACAUCAAUAUCCUCAUGAGCAAGGACUAUUCAAAAGCUCCAAACUUUAUGCACAGGGUACUUGAGUAUAAUGGAAGCAGCUUUGUGAGGUACCCUGCUCUGCCACCAGGGUUUAAAUCGGGAGACAGGAAAAUCUGGUUGUAUCAUUUCCAGAACGUUUCUGGCUCUUAUUUGCAUCCAGUUGGACUGGAGCUGCAAGUGGAUGUUAGCAGCUUGGAUGCUUCUGAGUGGAAAGUGCUGAACGUGUUCUAUAAUGGGCAGUACUUUGAGGACAUGGAAGACCUUGAAAGACAAUUCAACGAGGGGAGAGUUCAAGUGGCCAAAGUAAAGAAGGCGCCUCUUGAGGGGGGUUACUCAUCCUUGAAACCAAGGGUCCCACCCGAGUGGCCAGGCCCUUUGCAAUAUGAACCUCGUGGUCCACGCUACUGCAUCAGGGACAACCAAGUCACCUUCAUGUCUUGGAGCUUUGCCUUUGGAAUGGAAGUAAACAGAGGGCCACGUAUCUUCGACGUUAGGUUUGAGGGUGAGAGGAUAGUAUACGAGUUAAGUCUGCAAGAUGGUUCUUCCCUCUACGGGUCCAAUAGUCCAGCAACAAUGACUACCAGGUACAUGGACCUAAGCUUUGGCUUUGGGAGAAAUAGCGUCACCCUCACCCAGGGCGUUGAUUGUCCUUACUUAGCUACCUAUUUGGAUGGGCACUAUUUCAUUGAUUAUUCGUCGCCUGUCACCCGCAAAAACUCUAUCUGCAUCUUUGAGCAGAAUGCUGAGUGUCCAAUACGACGCCAUUAUGACCACUCAGGCCCUGCAUUUUACGGAGGGCUGGUUGGUUCAGUUCUGGUCUUCCGAUCCAUUUCCACAGUGGGUAACUAUGACUAUAUUUGGGAUUUUGUGUUUCAUCAGAAUGGAGCUGUUGGCAUCAAGGUGCAUGCCAGUGGGUAUAUUAGGACUUCUUUCUUCUUCGGCGACGCCACAGAUUUUGGGAACAGGGUCGAAGAGUUGACACUGGGAUCAAUGCAUACUCACAAUAUUCAUUACAAAGCGGACUUGGACAUUGGCGCUAUGGCAGGCAAUGGGGAUGACAAGAAGGAUGAGGACAGCACUGUGCCAACGAACCCCGAUCCUAGCCCUUCGGAAGGGAAGUCGACUGGGAAGACGCCCAGUGGAGCAGACUCUGGAUCGUGUUUGGGUACGAAGCCCAAGACUACCCGCUUGAACACCUGGAUUGAGUCUCUGCGUGCUUGGUACCUCUCCAGGGAUGAGACACGGGCUCGGAGGACUGCAGUUCCCGGGACUGGAUUUGAAGAUGAUCCGGCCCGGAAGGAAGCUCUCCUGCUACACCAGAUGGAAGAGGAACGCCAAUGGUAG